AAAUUCCACACAGGCUACCAAUAUGGACGUCAAACCAAAACCAAGGGUGAUUAGAAAAAAAGUGACCAAAGAUUUGCCCCCUCCCGAAGUAAACGAAACUGACCUUGUGCCCUUGGAGGCCUUCACGGACAAAAAACCAAACUUUAGGGAACUGGUCAAGAAAAAUCUGGAUGACCUAAACCGUAUCAGUUUGAAGGAAAGGACUGAAGACUUUAUCAACGAAACUAGUUUUACUGCUAUUGCUAGAGUGGUGAAAGCCAACACUAUACUGAAGAAGAUUAUCUGGCUAAUUCUCGUGAUAGCCGCCAUGGCCUGGCUGGGUCUACAGUGCUACUGGCUGUUUGAUAAAUAUUUCAGCUACCCUGUGGAAGUCAAAGUCGAGUUAAAAUCGGCGGCUAAACUGGCUUUCCCCAGCGUGACCGUGUGUAACCGGAAUCCACUGAAGAAAUGUAAGCUCGGGGAAUCGGUGUUUGCGGGGCUGACGGACACGUUUAAUCUGAAAACAGACGACACACUCUACAACGAAGCCAUGGAUAAAUUGCGAGAUCGAACGGCUGACCAGGGCUCUCCCAGCACCGGACCCGACCAGGAACCUUACAACAUGACGGAACUAGCAGAAACGCUCGGAUUCAGUAUGUGGGACGGGCUAGACAACGCCUCAGUUGCGGACUCGUUUUACAAGACCAGCUCCUCGGAGAUGGACGCCAUGACACAAUACGCCUCCCUGGCGCUUCAAUAUGACGAUGACGCUAUAGAAGCAUACGGACAUCAAAAGACAGACAUGAUCACCAACUGUGUCUUCUCUGGGCACCAGUGCUCCCCUGCGAAUUUCACCUACCUGCAUAACAGUAAAUACGGCAACUGUUACACGUUCAACUCCAUUAAGGACCCCAAUCCUGCUCUCUAUACGUUCUAUGCGGGCCCGUUGAUGGGACUGACUCUUGAAUUCAACAUCCAACAAGCCGAGUACAUUUCCGCUCUUGCACCGGAUGCCGGAAUUCGUGUAUCAAUACACGAACGAGGGACGUACCCGUUUCCGGAAGAUGAUGGUUUCACAAUCGCACCUGGCUUCGCCUCUUCUGUCGCAUUAAAAAGGGUAUACGUAAGCCGCUUGGAGCCCAUACAUGGAAACUGUUCUAAAAAUCCAACCAUCGUAGACGAGUACAUGAAGAGAUAUGACUACAGCUACACUAAACGCACGUGCAUGAAGUCGUGUUACCAGCAUACACUGAUGACAGAUUGUAACUGCGCAUGCUCAAACUUCAUCGUUCCAAAGAACUAUACCAGUAUCUGUGAUUUCAACAAUGAAACCACAUCGAUCUGCGGCAUGAAAUCUAUCGCCACUUGGGACACAUGUGAUGAAAAAUGUCCGGACAACUGCCAAGAAAAUAAGUAUGAGACAACGGUUACUGCAUCUACCUGGCCAUCAAACGCCUACAAGAAUUACCUUGAGUCGCGGAUGAAAAUGACAACAAGCGAGUUCAUGGGAAGGGAGGAUUCAGACAAAAUAGGCAGUAAUUUGGUGAAACUCGAAAUCUAUUUCGCAGAAAUGAUGUAUGAAAGCAUCGAAUCGCAAAAGGGAUAUGAGUCUAUGAACCUGAUUUCGGACGUUGGGGGACAGUUAGGACUGUGGCUUGGGUUGUCUGCCAUCACUGUCGGUGAAAUCGUGGAGUUCGCCAUGUCGCUAUUCCGAUUAUGUACUGCGAAGUUCUUCUCAAAGAGACAUCGCACUGAGGACUCCACCCCAAUACAAACGUUCACGCCUGCGUCUUAACAUCACCAUUGUUCAUUAUUCUGUUAACUCAACAUGUUAUGUCUUGUUUUAUUGCAACAAAAGCAGAUUACGAUUUAAAUUCCAUAAUCCUGAAUUGAAGAUAUGUUAAAAUCAAAUUCUAAUUUUAGUUUCACAAUCCAGCGUCACAGGUAUAUCGUGAUGAUCUUUUGUUUGUUUUUUGGGGUUUUUUUUAAUUUUCAAAUAGAAUGUGGCUCGAUUUGAUGACUGUUUUAGUUGAAUUAAAUUUGCUUUUAAGAAGCGAGAGGAUGUGCCUGUUACACGUACAUGUAUGUAACGCAGUUACAGCAAACCAAUCCCAGUCACAUUGCAUUUGUGCAAAACACCUCAGGAUGCGGAUUAGUGCUUUUUUGUGUCCAUCUCCCGUUUUGAAAUUUGAAAUAACAAUUCUUUAUAAAAUCCGGAAUCAGAUUUGUUGCAAUAAAACAUGACGUUGUUUUGUGAUUGUUCUGCCUAUUACACACUGUUUUCGUCUAGACAUUUCACGACCUUCCCCUUCGUACCAUAUUGUUAGGAAAUCCAUCCACCUUUCAUGAUUCUGGACACUGUUUGUUACAUACAUAAAUGUUUUUUUAUCAAGGAUCAAUCGCUACUGUAAAUCUACAAGUAUUUGCUGCUGUAAAUCACCACGCUUUUACUGCUGUAAAUCCCCACGCUUUCGCUGAUGUACAUUAUCACGCUUUCGCUGCUUUAACGUUGAAUUUUCAAGCUUCGCUUUUCGUAUUACAACGAUGUAAAUUAUUCGAGAUUUUAUUUACUAUAAAAAGAAUUCAUCUAACUUUCGGUCAGACUGGCGUUCACAGGAAUACCAUGCUUAAGACACAAAGUUCCAGAAAAAAAAGAAGAAAUAUCCUAUUUUCUGCUUUGUCAAUUCACUUCCAUUUCAUCGUAAUAUAUAUGGAGAAUAUGUUCUUACACUGUUCAAUAACUGUACAUGUAUAGCGUUUUCUACAAAUAUUUUUGAAACGUCAUUUGUCUACACGUGACAUGUAAAAUUACUCGACAGAAUGUUACAGGAUAAUUUUGCUUUGUUUCUGUUGUUAUAUUGAUUAGUAUUGAAAUAUAUAUAUAUAUAUUGUAACCCAGUAAUUGCAGUUAAUUCAACUAAUUACUUGGCAAAUUGUUACACAAAUACCGUUAACCUCUCAGAAACUAGUUUAAAAUAUUGAUUGUUUUAUUUGUUUGUUAAUUUCGUGCGACGAAACCCCCUGUAUUGGUAUAAUAUAAUUCGAAUUCAUAGCCAAAGCGGAAAAGGGUGCACAACUCUGAAAAAUUUCCAUUCCACUGUUACACCACAUAUACUUACACUGCAGUUUUAGUGGUGACAACACUGCUACUUUUCGCGGUGUGGACAUACCCAAGAACUCAAAUCUCCAUCUCAGGAAGAAGAGGAAGUGAAAUUAAUUUUUUUUAAAAGGAUUGUAUACAAUAUUAAGACCCACUCAUUUCCCCCUAAAACCAUGAUAUUUUUACCCAUUCCAAAUUAACCAUUUAUAUUCAACGAACAGGGAUGAACUGGAAAGAAUGUUUUCAGCUACAUUUCUUUUGUUACAGGGCGUCCCAAAAAUAUUUGUAAAAUUAUUUUCACCACAUUUCUUUAUAUAGAGCACAUUUUGAUAUAGUUUUUUCCAAAACACCACUGUAAUGCUGAAUAAAGGAUUUCCAAAU
Messenger RNA from Ostrea edulis (European flat oyster), 3460 nucleotides. Its product is annotated as degenerin unc-8-like. The record is from RefSeq and is a predicted model, not a curated record. NCBI's taxonomy places the organism in Eukaryota, Metazoa, Mollusca, Bivalvia, Ostreida, Ostreidae. Gene Ontology annotation, cellular component: membrane. The transcript has 11 exons. Gene Ontology annotation, biological process: sodium ion transmembrane transport. Bases 23 to 1774 code for a protein of 583 amino acids. Gene Ontology annotation, molecular function: ligand-gated sodium channel activity.